GUAUACUAAUCAUAUGAAAUGCACAGUCUAUUGAACUGCCAAUUUUAUACGCCCGGAGCGUCAUUUUGCGCAUGUGUCUCCUGUCUGUUGUUUAAAAUGCAUACGGACCGCUCAAACCCGGGGGGAUUAGGGAUUUAAGUAUAUUUUCGGAAUAAAACCUUCAGACUGAUGACUGCAUGUAAGUAGGGAAAAUAAUAUAACAAAUAAAACAAUAUUCGCUUGUCAUACAGUCUUGUGUAAAUGCAAAGGAGCAGUAACGUUAAUAAUCUCGAGCUCUGGUCUAGACCGCAGCUCGGGUUGACUGCUCUAGUGCGAUGCUCGGGUUUAGCGCACUGGUUAGCGGGUGAAUAUUACUAAAAUGAACCCAUUACCAUCUGCUUUACUUAUUAUGUUACUUUAAAUUAAUUUAAGGAUUUGCCGUUUGUGUUCGUGCAUUGAAUUUCUUGCGUUUAACAAAAGCGCAGUUGUACGUGUGUGAUUUAAUAUUCUUGAUGGAUAGUGAAUGGAGCCAGCCCAGGCUUUGUUCCCUCAUGAAUUCCUUCGAGAGGUGGAGCAGACUUGGAUGCUCGGAGCAAUUAUCGGAUGAUUCUUGAAAAAUGUGCCUCAGUUUUGCUUUCUGACCGCUAAAAUACAGUCGCACAUGUGACACACAUGCGUGACCCUUUGCGCAGAUGGAUUUGAAAUUGUAACAAACUGUGACUGUUCUUUAAAAAAAAACAGUGUCUUCUUUAUAAAUUCUGUAUAGAUUUUUAAAUAAGUUGAAUACAUUAAGUUACCCAAAUACCUCAAUGUAAGCCACAGGCUACACAUCAUCUCACAAUCACAAACCCGGUGCUUAUCACUAUGACAUACCGCAUGCCAAACUUCACCUUGGAACAGAAGCUGUUCCUGCUAAGGAGAAUUCAUGCGGUGGUGGACACAGUUCAGGAUUUUCGGAAGGACACCAACACCACUGUGCACCGGAACGCUGUGUGGGCAGAGCUGGCUCAGGCCUUUAAUACGGCGUUCCCUAAUCGACCACCCAGCAGCAUUGGGUCCCUGAAGACACUGUGGAAGCGGCUGAAAGUGGAAUGUCGUGUGGCUCUUCAGAAACGACAGGAGCAGCAGGCCGCUGGGCUUCCUGUGUCCACACUUACUCAGGUGCAGAGACAAGUGAUUGCUCUGGUUCCAAACCUGACCUCCUGUCUGGAAGAAAUAGAUGGAGACGACAGCAUUGCCUCGGGUAGGAGCGGAUCACCUGGAGCAGUGAAAGGGUUCUUGGGCACUAAUGGAAGUGAACAUGAAGAUCCUGAGCACAGUCAAAAUAAUGAACCUGACAGCAAGGAGAACUUAGCCAUUGACCUUGGCCUGGCCACACAUACCCAGCCACCAGUUAACUCUGGGAUUCCUCCUGGCCCUGGCUCCUCUCCACCCCUCCCCAAACGUUUCCGGUCACGUUCCAGAUCCAGUUAUCCCAUUCUCCUCUAUCCCAGCCAUGCCGGAAGCACCUCAGGCUCGGCAUCAAGGACUCACGCCUUGAACUCUGACACCGUACACAGAGAUUUUGCAGUUUCACGUGUCCCUGCUGGAGGAUCAGCUGAGAACUCAUCAACGGUGACAGAUUCCACAAAAUGGGAGGCUCGCAGACAGGAACUGUUUGAACUGGAGCAUCAGCAGACAAUGAGCCUGUUGCUCCUGCAGCAGUGUGUGUGGGAGGAGAAGAGAAAAGCUGUGAAACAGAAAGAGAAAGCCGCACAGGCCAAAAAGAGAUAUUAUCAAGCAAAACUGCUGAAGAUGGGUACAGAAAUUCCGCUCUCUAGCAGUGACAGUGAGGACGAUGACCAUCCACAGACCUGAACAAUGAUGUUUAUGACAUCUUAGCUCCAUCAAAUUUCUUUUGGAAAGGUUUUUUAGCUUUUGCUGUUUAUUUACAAAACAAUAAUUUUGUACUUUAGGAAUGUACUGUAAACAAUUCUGUUGUGUAUUUCUGUAUCCACAUCCUUAAUACAAAUGACAUUUUCUUGAGAGACAAAAAAUAAUUGUUAACUGUUUUUUAGCCCUCUGGAAUUUUGUUUUUUAUCUUUUGCAUAAAUCUCAAUAGAUUUCACAAUGGGGUAAGAUAAAAAACAUCAUUAUAGAAAACAGUUCAGUUAUUUUUACUGGCAAACUAGUCAAAGAGAAAGAAUGCCAGUGUUUUUAUCAGAUGAAGGGGAAAUCAGGUGCUUUAAAACCCAUUAAAGGUUUAAUUUCUCUUCUUGUCCACCCUCUCAUCAAUACUUCUGUCGAGUCAGAAUUUACACGUGCUGAUGAGGAGCAAUUUAAGAGAUGAUCUGCAAUAUUAAUGACUUAAUAUUUAUUUAAUGCUUAAUUCUAGAUUCAACUAAAGACGGAUUAUGGUCCUGCAAGGCCCCCUUGCGAGUUUGUAAUGUUUAAAUAGGAAUUAUUCUGUAAAUAUGAAUAAGCAGUGCAAUUAAAAUCACAAUUUCAAAAACAAAAUGAUCAUACCAAAAACGUUUAAAAGAUGUUGAAAAGACACGAUUAAUUUUGAAGAGGGGCCAGAAACAGAUCAUUUGUAAUUCACAAGACCCAGGGGCACUUUGACAGUCCAUAAUCCAUUCUUGGUUUAAACGCCUCUAAGAAUAGUUUCUUCAGGAACAACUUUUGAUUUAGUUUAUUAUAAAUCAUUUACUAUGCAGAUUUGUCAGGUAAAUAAGUGCUGCUCAUUUUUGACUUUCUACUGUUGUACUGGUUGAAUUGAUUUAUUGUUUGUUUUCAGCUCGUAGUGUUGAGAUGGAUAGAACAUUCACAACAGGGCUGUGAUCAGUAAUGAGUAUUUAAGGUAUAGUUCACCCCAAAGAUUGUGUGAAAGCUUUGUGUGAGGAACAGAGCUACAUUUUUAAGAACUCAGUAGCGUGGAUAUGGGGUUGUGUAGAUCACUUAAACAAAAUGUGAAAAUAAAAUUUAAACUAGUGAGAACAAAACUAUAAAACUUGUUUUUAAAAGCAG
Triplophysa rosa is the source of this 2985-nucleotide messenger RNA. RefSeq lists its product as uncharacterized. The record is from RefSeq and is a predicted model, not a curated record. The transcript has 4 exons. NCBI's taxonomy places the organism in Eukaryota, Metazoa, Chordata, Actinopteri, Cypriniformes, Nemacheilidae. Bases 844 to 1836 code for a protein of 330 amino acids.